AUGGGAAAAGAGAAAUUCCACAAAUCUCAACAUUGGGGCUUUUGCAAAAAUGUUAGGAUGCUGGUGAGUGAAGAUAAACCAGGAAUAGGUGGAGAACUGCUUCUCGGACAAAAGGUAAACCCAAAACAUAGUGUAUUUCCUAAAGGAAUGGGAACUGCUUCACCAUCCUGGGUGGCUUUUGAUAAACAGGUAUUAUGUUUUGAUGCCUAUUUAGAAGAUGAAGUGCCUGAUAAAAUUCAGGAAAACUAUAGAAUAAGAUGCUAUGAAAUCUACUUCUACCUUGAAGAUGACACAAUUCAAGUAAAUGAACCAGCAUUGAAAAAUAGCGGACUGCCUCAAGGAAUUGUUAUCCGGUGUCAUCGGAUUUCUCUCCCGCCUCCUGAUGAGGGUCAGUUUUAUACUGUGCAUCAUUUUAACAUCAACAUAGACAUUGUCUUUUAUGGUCGGACAUUCAAGAUUUAUGACUGUGAUACAUUCACAAAAAACUUAUUGAAGAAAAUAGGAGUCAGAUUAAACCCCUCGGGACAGUGUCCAGAAGAUCCUUACCUGAAGACACGGAGAGAGAAGCUAGACUGCAUGGAACCCUUCGACACUCUGAAACAGUUCCUUGAGUGUGAUAGGAAGGUUUUGCGUUUCUUCUGCCUGUGGGACGACUCAGGCUCAGUGUUUGGGGACCAUAGAGAACUCAUCCUGCAUUACUUUCUGUCUGAUGAUACUAUCGAAAUCCAAAGAGUAUUGCCACAUAACUCAGGAAGAGAUGCUACGUCAUCGUUCCUCCAGAGGAGGAAGCUGCCUAAGUAUGGCCCCCCUGGAGUCUAUCAACCAGGCCAGAUAACAGACCGGACAGUUCUCAAUGGAGAUGGUGGCUUGUCAGAGAACCGAGUGUAUGGCUGCCUGUUGGAUAAAUACAAGCUAGGAAAAGUAGACCAAGAGUUUUACAAAGAGAGUGACCUGUCCAUAGGAACCACCAUCAAUGUGUGGGGAAGGAAAGUGCUCCUUUGUGACUGUGAUGAAUUCAUGAAGACUUAUUGUAAGACUAAAUAUGGAAUUGAGAACUUUACCUCGAUUUCAUGCAAGGCCCCACCUCCUCCAAAUAUAGAAAGGAAAUUUCCACGUUACGCCGGCUUUGGUUCUGAAGAGGAUUCUCUCUGCUCCUGCAUAGGCCUCGUGCCCACACCUCAUCAGAGGAACUUCAAGAAGUUCAUGGAAAAUGACAGAGCUCAAAAACCAAAUAAUGCCCAGAAAAGAGCAGAGGAAACGGUGAGAAUUGUGGAAAGGUAUACUGGUGGGAUGCUCUUAAAAAGAAUUUGUGUUAAGAAGCCUGGACAAGAAGUCUUUAAAAGUAAACUCUCAGAAUAUAUCAAGGCUGAGGAGCUGUAUGUUGGAGCCAAAGUGAACGUGAAUGGCUACCUAUUUCUUUUGGUCAGUGCUGAUGUGUAUACCUUAAACUACAUGGAGAGGAAUUCAGAUAAAUUUCCUAUGAGCAACAUUGAACUUGCCCUACAAAAGAUAAAACAAGAAGAAUCAAAAUCCAGAGAGCUCAAGCAGGUGUUUACAGCUGCUGAUUGCAUGCACACGAAGAUGGUGGAUUAUAAUACUUUCAGGGACAUCUUAUUAUCAUUGUCUGUCGGGAAACUCAUAGACUAAGAAGUUAUAACCAUUGCACGUCACUACCGGGUGCCUGAGGACCCCCGUCCAGAUACGAAUGUCCUCAUUGCACAGGCCCAUGAACAGCUCAAGAAAAAUACUUCUGAGAAUUUUGAAAGACUCAUUGCUACCUGUGUAUACCAAGAUCGGGAAAAGGAAAAAUUAUUACCCAGCAAAGACAUCAAAAGGCUGUGCAGGUCCUCCAGAUUACCUUUGAAUGAUGAUCUUCUGGGAUCCUUACUCUCCAGGUUUGAAGACAGUGAAAAACAAAUAAAUUACGAGUCAUUUUUCUGUGCCCUGAACUGGAGAGUGAAUCCGAUGCCCGAAUUGGAAGCAGAGGCAUUCUUGAAAGAGAAAUGUGAAGAUGAGUGGCUUGGGAUGCCAUCACCUAUUCCUGUGAAACGCAUUUACUAUUUAAACCUUUUAAAGGAUGUGUUUGGCUUGGAGGAUGAGUAA
Molecule: messenger RNA, 2103 nt
Organism: Balaenoptera acutorostrata (minke whale)
Lineage: Eukaryota; Metazoa; Chordata; Mammalia; Artiodactyla; Balaenopteridae
Gene: EFHC2
Product: EF-hand domain containing 2
Exons: 17
Biological process (GO): regulation of neuron projection development
Cellular component (GO): microtubule
Source: RefSeq, a predicted model, not a curated record